AUGUCUGGAGAAGUAUUUACUGGUGGAGCAACAACUUCACAACAUGUUGAUGCGGAAGAUGAUGAUCAUUUUAAUAAUACAACUUUUAAAUUGAAAAGAACUAGAUCUUUAGGUUUAUUAGAUGAAUUUAUACCGGAAAAAUUAAAAGAACAAGAUCAAUCUAAUGAACAACAACAACAACACCCACAACCAGAAACUAAUAAAUCAACCCCUAACUUAAAUCAACAAUUAAAAAAGGGAUCAAUUCAAAAUAAUACUAAUGACAAUUCUAUUAAUAAGGAUAAUCAAGAUAUAAUAAGUUAUAAUAGUGAUUAUUCAAGUUAUUCUGAUAAUAAUAAUUAUCCUCAACAUAAUAGUAAUCAAUCAACUUCAGUAUCAUCAUCCCCAUCUCCCAUUGCUUCACCUACAACAACUCCAACUUUAAAUUUACAAUCUCCAGAAUUAAUACCUUAUGAUGAUUCAGAUUUAACUGCUGAACCUUCACGUCAUGUUGAUUAUUUAUCUCAUCAAUGGGAUGUAUCUGAUAUAUCAAAAUCUUGGAGAUAUGUUAUUUCUAAAAAAAGAGAUGUUGCAAAUGCUGCAAGAUUAGAAAAUGCAUCUUGGAGAACUUGGGCUCAAAGAAGAUCAAAUUUAAAAACUAUUAGUCCUGAAGUUGUAAAUUGGUCAAAAGAAAGUGAUGUAACUUGGUUAUAUGGUCCAAUAUUAAAAAAUAAUAAUAGAAGUAAUAGUCAAGAUGGUAAUAAUGAUGGAAAUGAUGAAAAUGAUGAUACACAUCCAAUGGAUGAUGAAUCGAUUGCUUCAAGUGCAGUUGCUGGUGAUAUAUCAAUAGCAAGAAAACCAAGACGUAAUGUUAAAAAUAAACCAAAACCUAUAUUAAAGAAAAGAACAGUUGAAGAAUCAAUUAUAAGUCAUUCAAAUUUAUUUAAAUUAGAAUUAGCAACAAGUAUAUAUCAAAAGAAAAAAGAACAACAAAAACAAUUACAUGAACAACAAUUACAACAACAACCACCUGAUGAAUAUUUUAAUUUUGAUGCACUUCUGGAUAAAUUAAAUGCUCAAUAUACAAAUAAACAAUCAACUGAUAAUACAAAUGUUGCAAAAUUACAAACUUUAUUAAAUUCAAAUUCUUCAAGUUUAUCAACAAUAAAACAAGAUGAAAAUACUAAUAGUAAUCAACUCACUAAUAAAAAUGAAAACCCUCAAAAAACAAAUCAAUUAUUUUCCAAACCUGUCCCAGCUGCUAAUAGACAUAUUAGAUUUAAUGAAGAAGUUCAACAAUGUAUAGCAUAUGAUUCUGAUUCUGAUGAAUAUGAAGGAGGUUUUAGUGAUAAUGAUGAUACAGAAGAUGUUUAUGAUGAUUAUCAUGAUCAAAUAAAUAAUAAUUUAUUAAGAAGUCAUCUUUAUGAAGGAGAUAAUGAAGGAAAUGAUAAUAAUGAAGAAGAAGAAGAUGACGACGAUGAUGAAGAGGAAGAAGAAGAAGAUGAAGAAGGAGGAUUUUUUUUAAAAGUAAAAUCAAUGUCAAAUAUUCCAUUAAAAAUGGGAAAUCAUCAAUCACAACAAUCACAAUCAUUAAAAGAUUUAAAUUCUUCAGAUAAUGAAUCAAUAUCAAGUAAUAAAAGUUUUAGUUCUAUAAAAUUAUUACCACCAACAUCAUUAAAUUAUGGAUCAGAUGAAGAUUCAAGUGAUGAAGAUAAUCCAUAUACUUCAUCAUUAUCACAUAAUGUUAAUAAUGAUAUAAGUAGAGGUUAUGAUUAUUAUUAUGAUUAUAAUACUGUAUAUACAUGUGAUCCAAAUCAUUCAUUAUAUCAAACUCCUGAUGUUGUUGAUUUACCAGAAAAUUUAAAUUUAGGAUCAAAUUUUGAUUAUGAUACACUUGAAAAUACAAUUGAACAUAAUGAAAAUUUUGAAGAUAAUAAUUAUAAAAAUAGUCCUAUUAUAUCACCAAAUAUAGAUCAAAAUUCAUCAACUUCAAAACAAUCACCUUUUCAAUUCAAUGAUUCUGAAUCUGAAUCUGAUGAUGAACAAGAGGAAGGAUUAAGCAUAUCAUCAACUAAUUCCAAUCACAAACCAGGUUCAAUCCCAAAACAAACUACAAGUUCAAAUACAUUAUCACAACAAUUUAGUGGUGGUAUUUCAAAAGAAUUAAGUGCUCAAGAUAAAUCAUUAAGUAAAACAUUUUUAAAUACAAAUACAAAUAAUAAAUCAUCAGUAUCUCCACCACAAACAACUUCAGAAAAUGUUUUUAGUUCAUCACCUCAAUCAGAAUCAACUCAAUCAAUACCACCAAAACCAAAAGGAAAUACUUUUCUAUUUGAUGAAGAUUCGGAUUCUGAUGAAGAUUAA
Messenger RNA from Lodderomyces jiufengensis, 2343 nucleotides. It is a transcript of the gene REG1, whose product is annotated as protein phosphatase regulator. Bases 1 to 2343 code for a protein of 780 amino acids. The transcript has a single exon. Gene Ontology annotation, biological process: cellular response to glucose starvation; protein catabolic process in the vacuole. The record is from RefSeq and is a predicted model, not a curated record. Lineage: Eukaryota; Fungi; Ascomycota; Pichiomycetes; Serinales; Debaryomycetaceae.